GUUGACUCCUUGGGCGAAGCUAUGCCGCUCCCGCCGCUGCCGUUUUGCCAGCGGGAAGCGCCGGGCGCGGGCCAGUAGCCGUUUGUUUCUUUUCCCUCCGGUGGAUUUAAGGCGGGAGGGGAGGGUCGGGCAGCGGGAGGCCAUGGUAGCGCACGACGACGCCGGGGGGCUGCUGCCCAUCAAGCGGACUAUCCGGGUGAUCGACGCGCAGAACCAGAGCUUCCGCGAACAGGAGGAGCCUAGCAAUAAACGUGUCCGAUCUCUGGCCCGGGUCACCUCCUUGGCAAACCUGAUUUCGCCUGUACGAAAUGGUGCAGUGCGUCGCUUCGGACAGACCAUACAGUCGUUCUCCCUUCGCGGCGACACCAAAUCCCCGGCGAGUUGUCAGAAGCCGUGCAGCCGGCUAACGGCCCCCACGCCUCCCAAAAGAAGGAACAGCGUCCUCUGGUCCGAGACGUUGGAUGUCACGAUGAAGGAGACGUUGAGCACCAAGGAAAUCAAACGCCAAGAGGCGAUCUACGAACUUUCUCGGGGAGAGCAGGAUUUGAUCGAGGACUUGAAGCUUGCCAGAAAGGCUUACCAUGACCCCAUGCUGAAGCUGUCCAUCAUGUCCGAAGAGGAACUGAGCCACAUCUUUGGAGACCUGGAUUCUUACAUCCCCUUGCACGAAGACUUCCUGGAAAAACUGGGGCAGGGGACCCGGCCGGAUGGGACGGUGGAGCAAAUCGGGCCCAUUCUCGUGGAAUGGCUCCCCGGGCUGAACGCCUACAAGGCUUACUGCAGCAACCAGCUGGCGGCCAAAGCCCUCCUGGACCAGAAGAAGCAGGAUGCCCGAGUGCAGGACUUCCUCCAGCGCUGCCUGGAGUCUCCUUUCAGCCGCAAGCUGGACCUCUGGAGCUUCCUGGACAUUCCUCGCAGCCGCCUGGUCAAGUACCCGCUCCUCUUGAAGGAGAUCCUCCGGCACACGCCCAACGAUCACCCCGAUGUCCAGAGCCUGGAAGAAGCGAUCUGCAUCAUCCAGGGAGUCCUCUCGGACAUCAACCUGAAGAAAGGAGAGUCGGAAUGCCAGUACUACAUCGAUAAGCUGGAAUACCUGGAUGAGAAGCAGCGAGAUCCACGGAUUGAAGCCAGCAAAGUUUUGCUUUGUCACGGGGAGCUAAAGAACAAAAACGGCCACAAACUUUACAUCUUCCUCUUCCAAGAAAUCUUGGUCCUCACCAGGCCCGUGACGCGGAACGAGCGCCAUUCCUACCAAGUGUAUCGGCAGCCGAUCCCGGUCCGAGACCUGGUGCUGGAGGACUUGCAAGACGGAGACGUCAAAAUGGGCGGGUCCUUCCGGGGGGCCUUCGGCAAUUCAGAUAAAGCCAAAAAUAUCUUCCGGGUCCGUUUCCGGGACUCCUCCUCGGGCCAGUCCCACACGCUGCAGGCCAACGACAUUUUCCACAAGCAGCAGUGGGUCAACUGCAUCCAGGCGGCCGUCGCGCCCUUCCAGCCGAGCCCCGUGCCCUUCGAGAUGAAGGACCUGCCCGAGCUGAGUGAGGAAGGCGAGGAGAACCAGCCCUUCGGCUCCAGCGCUAAGAUCCAGAGGAGGCAGCCUUCCGCCUCGGGCAGCUUCCGCAUGGAGCUGGGCGAGAACGGGACGGAAGCCGACGCGGCGGGAGAGCUGAGGAACGUCAAAACUUACCGGAUGCAUUCAGCGCUCAGGAAAAGCAGGGACAAAAACCAGCUCAGCGUCAAACGGAAAGAGACUCUGGUUUAAAUAGCGGGGAGCGAACGGCUUCCUCGCUCUUUUAUUUAUAAAUAAAGUGUACAUUUUCUUUCCUGUAAUGUGAGAAUGGUGAAAGGUCUCCCCUUCUCUCUUUGUCGGUCUUUUUGUGUUACAUGUGAGUCUUGGGUUUUUUUUUCCUACUUCCUUCCUUCCUUCCUUCCUCCCUCCCUCUUCCCUUUCUUUUUUCU
Molecule: messenger RNA, 1956 nt
Organism: Thamnophis elegans (Western terrestrial garter snake)
Lineage: Eukaryota; Metazoa; Chordata; Lepidosauria; Squamata; Natricidae
Product: neuroepithelial cell-transforming gene 1 protein-like
Exons: 10
Coding region: 143-1759 (538 amino acids)
Biological process (GO): positive regulation of Rho protein signal transduction; intracellular signal transduction
Molecular function (GO): guanyl-nucleotide exchange factor activity
Source: RefSeq, a predicted model, not a curated record